AAAAGUAAUCCUAGUACCUGGUAAACAUUUGAAAUAUAGCUGUACAUACUUUUUUUUAUGAUUAUUCACUAUUUAGUUGAUUAAUUUAAAUUAUUUACAAAAUGUAUGUUGUAAAAAUUAAUAAAAUUGUAUUUCUAAAUAAUAAACACCUUAAAAAAAUCAGAAGGGUCGGAUGUUGUUGUUAUUCUAUAGACUUUAGAAAUGGUGAUUUUUAUUUUUAUUAAAUACAAAUUUGUUAUAUAUUUUAACUGAAUUGUGUUAAUUUGUCUAUUUUUUCCAGGACAAAAUCAAAUAUUACCUAUGAAAUAUGAACCUAAAAUAGUUGAAAAUUCUAAAUAUACCAUUUCAGAUAAUUUCAUUAGUCAAAAUUCUAAUUCUAAUCAUAAAAAAAAGUUUUCUAUUAUAUUACCACCACCAAAUAUAACUGGAUCUUUACAUUUAGGGCAUGCACUAACAGUCACCAUACAGGAUAUUAUUGUUCGAUGGUUUGUCAUUUUAAUUUGAUUUGUAAAUUAUUUGCUGUUUAGUAUAUAUUAUAUGUUUAAUUAGGCAUAGAAUGAACAAUGUAGAUGUAGUAUGGGUACCAGGUACUGAUCAUGCUGGUAUUGCUACUCAAGUAGUUGUAGAAAAAAAAUUAUAUGCUGAAGAAAAUGUUAAUCGACAUGAUAUUGGUAGAAAAGCCUUCAAUGAAAAAAUUAUGAAGUGGAAGAAUGAAAAAAUCACAAUAAUUAGAAAUCAAUUAAAAAAUCUCGGUGUCACGUUGGACUGGGACAGAGAAUUUUUUACAAUGGAUGAAGUAAAAACUUAUUUUAAAUCAUAAAAAUAUAUACUAUAAAAUCCUAAUUUAAUAUUAAAAAAACAGAUGAUUUUAUUCAAAUAAUUAGAUGUUAAUAAUAUUAAUUUUUUAUUACAUUUACAGAAACAAAACAAAGCUGUCUGUGAAGCCAUUAUUAGACUAUUUGACAAUCAACUUUUGUACCGAAAAUAUGCAUUAGUUAAUUGGUGUUGUUCUCUACAAUCUACAGUAUCUGAUAUUGAAAUAGAUCAUAAAGAAAUUUCAGGAAGAACUCAUGUUAGUUUACCGGGAACUAGCAAACCUGUUGAGUUUGGUAUUCUUACAGACAUAGCAUACAAAUUUCAUAACUCUGGUGUGUAUUUUUAUAAAAACACUUUAUUUGUUAAAUAAGUUAUAUAUAAUUUAUAUUUGAAUACUUAAUAGAUCAAGAAAUUGUCGUAUCAACUACUAGACCAGAAACCAUUCUUGGAGAUGUAGCAGUUGCUGUGAACCCUAAUGACGAUAGGUAUAAAGGACUAGACAAUGUUAAAUUAUGGCAUCCUUUUAGAAAGUGUACCAUACCAAUAAUUUAUGACCAUUCUAUUGAUAAAGAUUUCGGCACAGGUAGUUUCGUACUUAACUUAUAUUAUAUUCAUGAUUUUUAAGUAUUAAAUUGUAUUAGGUGCUGUAAAAUUGACACCUGCACAUGACAUCUUAGAUUAUGAACUAGCCAGCAAACACAAUCUUCCAAUUAUCAGUGUCAUCGAUGAAUUCGGAAAAAUAUCAUGUGAAUAUGAUGAAUUUAAUGUGAGUUAUAAAUUAGGUUAGUUAUUAUGUUAUUAAUUAUUAUUAAUAAAUAAUAAUUAUCAAAUAAUUAUUGCUUAUUAUCAGUGUUUAUGAUUCUUUGACAUUGAUUAACUAUCAAAACUUAAAUAAAUAGAAAAUGAAAACUGUAGAAAAUUAUAUAUAAAUUAUAUUAUUAUUAUAUUGAUGUACUUUUGAUAAAUUAGAUAUCAGUAAAACUGAUCCGAUAUUGAAAUAUGAUAUUAUUGUGUAUCACUAAAAAAUAUAAUGAAAGACACUCAUUAUCUCAGAAAGUAUAUAUUAUUUACUUAAUUUUUUUUUUUUUUAUUAUUUUGAAAAUUUAAGAAACAAGCAGCUAUAAAAUAUAACAUUUCUAUUAUUUUUGAGGGAGAAUUCACAACCUAAUUUUUAUUUUCAAAUAGCAACAUUUAUAACAAAUCAAAUAAAUGUAUGAAGUUUUAGUUUAAAUAAAUUUUUGUACUGAAAUUUUAACUGUUAUAUAUGAUAAGGGAUUGUACUUUUAAGUUGCUCUACUCCUAUCUCAAUCUACACAACAACAGUUAAAAUUUAAACACCAACAUUUAUUUAAAGUAAAACUUUCUAUUUAUGGAAUUUUUAUAUAUGGUUCUUUUUAUUGCUAAUUGAGUAGUGAGUUCAAUCUCAAAUAUAAGGGUAAUAAAAAAUAAUGGAAAUUUAACAUUUUAUAACUGCUUAUUUAUUAAAUUUCGUAAAAUUAAAUUCUGUGAAAAGUUAAUAUAUUUCAAGAAAAUGAGUACCUCAUACAAUAUUGAUAAAUCUAUAUAUUUAUUUAUUAUUUAUAAAUGUUUAAUUUUAGAGAUUACCAAGAUAUGAAGUAAGAACUGCUAUAGUUCAAAAAUUAAAUGAAAUGAAUUUAUUAAAAGGCACAAGAGAACAUAAGAUGUCAAUUCCCAUAUGUAGUCGUACUGGUGAUGUAAUAGAGCACCUUCCAAAACUUCAAUGGUUAAUAAGUUGUUUAUUUAUGUAUUUUUUUUUUUUUUUUGAUUGACUCUUUUCUUUUAAAGGUUUAUUAAUUGUAAAGAAAUGGCUAAAAAAGCAUCUGACUCACUUAGAAAUGGUGAAUUAACAAUUGAACCUAGUCAUUAUCAUAAUCAAUGGUUAUUAUGGCUUGAUAAUUCUAAGUAUAAAAUUAAAUAUCAAUACACAUUAUGAAAGUAAUAAUCAGUAAAAUUAUAAUUUAUUCAUUUUUAGAGAUUGGUGUGUGUCUAGACAACUCUGGUGGGGUCAUAGAUUACCAUUAUUUGAAACUAAAUAUGGUUGGGUUGCAGCAUAUAACAAAAAUGAAGCUAUUAAAAAAAUUGGAGCUAAAUUUAAAUUACCAGAAGAAGAAAUGGCUACUUUAGACAUUAAACAAGAUGAAGAUGUAUUAGAUACUUGGUUUUCUUCUUCAUUAUUACCAUUUUCUUCAUUUGGUUGGCCUGACAAGGUUAAUAAUUAAAAUUGCUGAAUUUAUACAAAAAUACAUUUCAACACAUAUUUUUAGACUGAAGAUUUACAUAAAUACUAUCCCUUGAGUUUUAUGGAAACUGGACAUGAUAUUUUAACAUUUUGGGUUGCAAGAAUGGUGAUGCUAGGAACCUAUUUAACAGGAUCGCUUCCUUUCAAAGUAUCAUUUCGAAAGAAAAGUUAAAUUAAACAUUUUUUAAAAUUAAUAUGUAUUUAUAUGUUUCCAGAAUGUUAUUUUGCAUGGUAUGAUACACGACAUUCAUGGUAGAAAAAUGUCAAAAAGUCUAGGAAAUGUUGUAGAUCCUGAAGAUGUCAUUAAUGGAAUUUCACUUGAGGUAAUCACUUGAAAUUUUCAAUUUAUACAUAAUCCAAUGUGUUAUAUAAAUUAGGAUCUGCAAAAGAAAACUCACGCCAGUGCUAAAUCUGGUGUAAUAUCAUACGAUGAAUUAGAAAAAGCCUUGAUAGGCCAAAAAAAAUUAUUUCCAAAGGGUAUUAAUGAGUGUGGUACAGACGCUCUAAGAAUAACUCUUGUAUCUCAAAACAUCAAAAGUAAGUUUAAAAAAAAUCAAUUACCUAUUAUUUUGACUUUAAUUUUUAAAAUUCUGAUUGUUCUUAUAACUUAAUUUAGAUCAAGUUAUUCACUUUAAUGUGAAUGAUUGUAAUCGGAAUCGUAUAUUUUGUAAUAAAGUGUGGCAAGCUACAAGGUUUGUGUUGAUGUGGGUUGCUGAAAAAAAUGUUUCUGAUUAUACAACAGUGGUUCCAAUUAAUUGUACACAAUUGUGGAUAUUAAGUCGAUUGGGAGAUUGUGUUUCUAAAAUUAACAAUUCAUUCCAAAAUUAUGAUAUUUACAUUUUCGUUACAGAAUUUAAAAAAUUUUUUAUCAAUGAAUUCUGUAAUGUUUUUUUGGUAUAUAUUUUUUUAUAAAAACACAUAACAUAAUAUUACAAUUGAUAAUUGUCAUUUUAUUUAGUGUAUUUUAAUUUUUUAAGGAAACAUGUAAACCUAUACUUGCACACGGGACUAAUGAUGAAAUUCAAGCAACUUGUAAGAUGCUUUUAUUUAUUUUGGAUAGUUCUUUAAGGCUUAUAAAUCCAAUUAUGCCAUUUUUAUCAGAAACACUUUAUUGUGUUUUGCCGGGAAAAAAUAAAACACAUGUUGCGCAUACUAAAUUUCCAGAAGCUAUUGAAGUAAAUUUUACUAUAUUAAACAAAUAUGCAAAACAAUAUUGAGUUAUAUAUAUCUUCAUUGUUUAGUAUUUAAAAUGGCGUAAUGAACAAAUAGAUGCUGAUAUGAAUAUGGUAAAUGAUAUUAUCACAGCAAUACGAAAACUUCGAUCUAUAAAUAAUUUUAACAAAGUUCAAUCUGAAAGUAAUACAAAUUAAUUUCCAAUUUUUUCAUUUUUAAUUGUAUAUUACAUUCUAUUUUCAGUUAUUAUACUUUCAAAACAACAGCAAUCACUUAAAAAAUAUGAAGAUAUCAUUCAACAAUUAUCAGGGACAUCAUCAUUAUGUUUCUUAGAAGACAAUUCAAAUUCCAAAUUUAAUUCUAUUACUGAUAUUGUUGGAGAUCAUACUGAAAUACAUCUCCUUUUAAAAGUAUUGUAUAUUUGAUUUGAAUAUAAAGUAGGGUUGGCACUUGAUAAAUAAAUUAACAGUUAAAAUAUAGUUGAUAUUACAUUUUAUUUAUUUUAAAUGAAUACAUAAUAAAAAUAAUAAAAUGCACUUGAGAUUUAACAAUAUAAUUAUUUUACAAACUAUAUAUUUUUAAUCAAUUAAUGUUGACGUUAGUUGAUCAAAAUAAUAUGACUGGUCAAAAGCCUAACCCCAAUUCUACAGUAAAAUAAUUUUUUUUUUGUAACUUAAAAUAGAAAAUAAAACACAAACAUACCAUACAAAUAUUAAUUAGUUAUCCCAUAUAAAAUACUAUUUUAAAUGUUUAAAUUAUUCUGAUUUUCAGGGUGAAAGUUUAGAGUAUAAAAAAUAUUAUAGUAUUUUAAAUUUAAAACGUCAAAGAUUACAAAAGCAAGUAAAUAAAAUGAAAAAAUCACGAUCGCUUAAUAAAGAAAACCAUACUAUGUCUGACUAUUUUGAAGAAUCUCAAGAAAAUAAGGUAAUAAACUAAUAAUUAAUAUUCAUGAUAAUAUAUUUUAAGUUUUGGUGCAACUUCAAUAUACAUGUCAUCUCUGUGUCGAGCUACUGCGGCCUACCUCAUUCGAGCAAAAAAUAAAUAUCUAUAUUACAAAAUUCCCUUAUAAACAUACAAAUAUUAAUAUUGAUUUACUUCACACCCGUAUCCGCAGAAACUUAGUCUUGUAUAGCAAGCUUUUAGUUGUGGCACUAAUUUUUAUAUCAGAAGGUUUAGAAGGUUUGGACCCGCAGGUUAGUAGUUUUAUAUUACACAAAGGUCCUACCCACUUCUAUCCCACCAGAAUCCUGCAAACUUUAAAUUACUUUAACUAUUUAAAACAAAAUAUACAUAUGAUAUUUAUAAUACAUUAUAACAUACAUACAUUAUUUUGAAAAAUAUUAAGCAUGAAGUGUUAAAAAUAUAUGUUAACAGCAUUCUCAAUUAGGAACCCGUCAAUAGACUGAAUAUUAAAGUAGCAUCUAAAAUUCUUUUGUAAUUAUUAUUAUUGUCAUGAUUAUAUUUAAACUUUAUUAUUAUAUUAUUAUUUAUGAUUUCAUAAUCAUUUAAUAUAGUUUGAUAACUACUAAAUUUUAAGUCAGUAAAAUAAUUUCUAAAAAAGAAUGUCUAUGGUUUCCAUAUAAAACAAUAUCUAAUAUUGUGUAAUCAUUCUGUUAGUUCCUAUAGAUUCAUCAGUGAUGGCACAGGUAACAUCGGUGUUGUUUCUUUUGAAAUCAAACAUCCCUGAUGUAAUCUCUAAUGGCCUUAUAACUCACCACAUUAAAUAGGUGGUUAAGAUGCUGUAAUAGAUUUGCUAUAUGCUGAUAACCAUUAAUCUUACUCUUAUAUUAAUAGUAUACUUUAUAUUAGAUAGCAUUUGUGACAAUUCCACUACAAACACCGAAAAUCCUUGAAGUUGUUUAUUUGUUUAAGAUAAUAUAUUUCAUAAAUUAUGUUAUUUUACAGAAAUUCUUUAUUAAAAUUUUCAUAAAAUAUUUGAAAAAGAACAUGUGUUUUUCCAUAGACAUUUACCUUAAGUUGUGGAAACAUAUUUUCAAUUUAGAUUUUAAUUUUAAUUAAGUAUAUUAUUUUGUUGUUAGUAAUACAUUUUAUACUGUUUAGAUGCAUUCAUUGGUGGAAGAAAUAAAUAGAAUAACUAUGUACAUGAACACUAUUAAAGAAAAAACAUUAAUAUGAAACUAGAUGAUUUAUGAAUAGGAAGAAUUCAAGUAAACUAGACUAUACAAUAGCAGAUAGACAAUAAUAUAACUUUUAAUCAAUGUAAUAGUUUAUGAUAAUUCAUAUCAAAAUAUGUUUAUAAAUUAAAUAAUGUCUACAUAGUAGUAUAUAUAUAUAUAUAUACAUUACAUAUAUAUAUAUAACAUAAGUAACUAUUUAAAACUGUACUCUGUGACUCAGUGUAACACUAAAUAUGUAAUACAUGUUAUACAUUAUAUUUUAUGAGAAUAACUAUUUAAAAUUUGUAAAUAAAAUUAUUUUUGUGUCAAUCUGUUAUUAUAUUAUGUACCAUAAUGCAAUAUUUUCUUAUGUAAAGUUUAUAAUAGUAAUCAAUGUUGUAUUUAGUGCCCUCCCAUUUUGAAAAAUGUUUUUUUCCCCAUACUACUGUGGUGAAGUUUACAUAAAUGUGUUACAUUAAUAAAAUGUAUUAUUAGUAGUAUUACUAUUUAGGUAUAAAUUAUCGUAAACAAAAAACAAUUCAGAAUUAAGUUUUGUUAUAACAUAUUUUAAUAAAUUUACAUUAAAAAAUGUAUUAAUUUAUAGCUACCAAAUAAAUUAC
Messenger RNA from Cinara cedri, 6986 nucleotides. NCBI's taxonomy places the organism in Eukaryota, Metazoa, Arthropoda, Insecta, Hemiptera, Aphididae. The record is from the annotation of a GenBank genome assembly.